Molecule: messenger RNA, 2472 nt
Organism: Drosophila eugracilis
Lineage: Eukaryota; Metazoa; Arthropoda; Insecta; Diptera; Drosophilidae
Gene: Orct2
Product: organic cation transporter-like protein
Exons: 1
Coding region: 384-2090 (568 amino acids)
Biological process (GO): transmembrane transport
Cellular component (GO): membrane
Molecular function (GO): transmembrane transporter activity
Source: RefSeq, a predicted model, not a curated record
UGGUCUAAGGUGACGCCUCGAGUUAGCGGAGUGCCGGCUUAUUUUACCCAGUUUGCCCUUGUUCCGCUCCGGGUUCACUUCCUCUCUCUGUGGUCAACAUACUUUUUUGGUAACACGUGUUGGCCGAUAAUUACCGCAACGGAGAAUUGUACGCAAGUUUUCUCUCUAACGCCGGGGAGCAAAGUACACGUCAACGGAGCAGAGAGUCCAUUUCGACACUCUAUAUUUCUCGGGAACUGCUGAGUGCGUCGACAUCACGGGAUUGUACCAAAAAGCAUAGCGGUUCCUUUUUGGUGAUUCAUUAUACCGGCGCCGCUCGAAGAAGUCAGCUGCGCGAAAAAGUCAUCUGAAAUUCUGAUUCAGAUUCGAAAGAUAACUCUACCAUGGGCUAUGAUGAGGCUAUCGUCCAUCUGGGCGACUUUGGGCGAUACCAAAAGAUCAUCUACUUCCUCAUCUGCCUGACCUCCAUUCCAGUGGCCUUUCACAAGCUGGCUAGUGUGUUCCUUCUGGCCAAACCAGACUUCCGGUGCGCCUUGCCCUUCGAGAAUGGCAGUACCUAUGACUUAUCACCCCAACUAUGGAACCUUUCAUUUCCCCAGGGGGUCAGGUGUGAGUACUACGAUGUCGAUUACAGUGAUGAGUACCUAAACGGCAGCAUUCCCCGGAGUAGCAAUAAAACCAAAAGCUGUUCGCAAUACGUAUACGACCAGAGCACGUAUCUCAACAGUGCUGUAACCGAAUGGGAUCUAGUUUGCGGGAAGGAGUCUCUGGCCGCCACCAGCGAUUGUAUUUUCAUGUUCGGAGUGCUCUUGGGCAGCAUAGUCUUUGGCCAAAUGAGUGAUAAAUACGGUCGCAAGCCCAUCCUCUUUGCCUCGCUGGUCAUCCAGGUGUUUUUCGGAAUUUUGGCAGGCGUGGCUCCGGAUUACUUCACUUACACGUUUGCCCGACUAAUGGUAGGGGCCACAACUUCAGGAGUCUUCUUGGUGGCCUAUGUGGUUGCCAUGGAAAUGGUUGGACCCGAUAAGCGGCUCUACGCCGGCAUCUUUGUGAUGAUGUUCUUCUCCGUGGGAUAUAUGUUGACGGCGGCAUUCGCCUACUUCGUCCACGAUUGGCGCUGGCUGCAGAUUGCUCUGACUCUUCCUGGACUCAUCUUUAUGUGUUACUACUGGAUCAUUCCCGAAUCUGCCCGCUGGCUACUCUCAAAGGGAAGGAAAGAUUGUGCCAUCGCCAAUAUGCAAAAGGCAGCCCGUUUCAACAGAGUGGAAGUAACCAAUGAGACUCUAAGUGACCUACUGGAUGAGGGAGAAACGUCAGAGGAGAAAGCCAAGCAAAAACUCGAGGAUAAGGAUGAGGAUGAGGGACCUUCUCCCUCCGUGUGGGAUCUCUUCUGCUAUCCCAACCUCCGCAGGAAAACGCUGCUUAUCUUCUUGGACUGGCUGGUGACCAGUGGCGUGUACUAUGGACUCUCCUGGAACACCAACAACCUCGGUGGUAAUGUGCUACUCAAUUUCGUCAUCUCAGGAGCUGUGGAGAUACCAGCUUACAUAUUCCUUCUGUUGACCCUGAACCGCUGGGGCAGAAGAUCCAUCUUGUGUGGCUGCUUGGUCAUGGCAGGACUCAGCCUUCUAGCCACUGUAAUCAUUCCAGAGCAUAUGCACAGCUUUGUUGUGGCAUGCGCCAUGCUGGGCAAACUGGCCAUCACCGCAUCCUACGGUACGGUUUACAUAUUCUCCGCCGAGCAGUUCCCGACUGUGGUGAGAAAUGUGGGUCUCGGGGCUGCUUCGAUGGUGGCCCGUAUUAGUGGGAUGAUGACGCCUUACCUCAACUAUUUGGGCACCAUUUGGAAGCCACUGCCGCUGCUCAUCUGCGGAUCCCUGUCGUUGGCGGCAGGUUUGCUCUCCCUACUGCUGCCAGAGACGCACAAUCAGCCCAUGUUAGAGACCAUUGCCGAUGGUGAGCGUUUUGGCAAGAAGACCAAGGGUGAUGUCUAUCUGGAAACGGGCCAAGAACUGCGAGAGUCUCCGGAGACGCAGCCACUCAAAGGAUCAGCUGAUACAAAUGGAGGCAAGACAAAUGGCCAAAAAUACUAGAAAAUCUCAGGGCCAGAACUCACUUAAUAUUUUCCAUAGUUAAAAAGACUAGAGGUUACAGGGUGUCUAGAAAUUCGACCAGGCCAAAGGCACGGCAUUUAUCAUUAAAGCAUAGGCCAAGUAUUAUAUAAUUUCAAAAAUCUCAAAAGCAACCAAAAAUGAGAAGACAACAAGACAAAUUGAUCAUGACCAUGUUCGCAUUUACCUUGGGAGCAGUAACCUUAGAGGGAUGGUUUUCCCGUGGGAAAUCACCUGGAAAAUGCCAGAUCACCCAUGUCGCUGCAUAAUUUAUUCCUAAAUCUAUUUAACUUUAGUGUAGCUACAGCAUCCAUGAGUCCAUGGAGAUAAUUUUGAAAUAAAAUGUAUUUUUCCAGAGACGAAA